AUGGCACGCAUCCUAGCAGGUUUAGAAAAUAACUGCCUCGCUUAUCUGGACGACAUCGUCAUAUUUGACAAGGAUUUUCCCAACCAUCUUCAAUCAUUACGUAAGGUCUUCUACCGGUUCCGCCUUUUUAACAUUAAGGCGUGUGGCAUGGCCAAGUUCUUCAGGAAGUUCAUUCCAAAUUUUGCAUUGGUAGCGCCCCCCUUGUGAGCCCUCUUAAGGGUGAGGCGAAGUUUGUAUGGGGACCGGAGCAGCAAGAAGCCUUUGAACGGCUUAUGCUUCAGCUGACGUCGAAGCCAUGUCAGGGAUUCCCACAGGGUAAUUACAAAGACCCGACUUUUGCUCGAUCGCUGUACGUUCUCCUUGCGAAUCUUUUAUUUCUAGUGUGCUAUAUUCACUUCGUGGUAAGGCAACCUUUUUUUUAAUUGGUGAGCCGCGUAGCAGAAGAUACCAACAGUAUGUCGUCGAGUCGCACGUCGACCGAAGAAGUAGACAAUGGCUGCGUAGCGGCCGAAUCAACAAAUAUCCUCUCCGAGGUUUCAACCGAGGAGGUUUCCGCCAUGGACACAUCCGAACCGGUGUCCGAGACACAAGGUUCAAGUUCUCAGCACAAGGAUACGGUAUCCUCUCAGAACCCAGAGCCUCCGGUCUUACAGGUUCGAUGGGGAGCUCCCGUAUCGCUAGAAUCGCGCUCGCGUCGCUCACCUACUCCGAGCAGCCAGUCCAGCUCCUCCACGGUAGAGCAACCAACCCGGAAAGCUAAGCCCCAGCAGACUCGUAAGUCAUCGCUCGCGAACAUGACGGCCUCUCUGGAACAGCUGGCAGUAGCUCACCUUUCUCCCCCACACCCUAUGGAGGUAGAAGAGGAAGGAGACCAUUCACCAACCCCCCCCCCACCUAAGCUACGUCGCAGCGGAUCUAGCCGACGCCAGCCGGAGGCUUGGUCAUUCAGAGUCAAUCAACGUACUCUUACGUUGACCCCCGACCAGCGAGACGCGUUCCGAGUAGGCGCAAGUCGCAUUCCGCUGGUAGCCAUCCAAGCCGCGUUUGGCACCAGCAAAACACUGUUUACGGAAACGCUGUUGUCAUUGGAGGACUUUCCCGAUAUGUAGGUGGUUCGCCACAUCUCGGACACGGAUGCGGCGGACAAUCUCACCACAACGCCCGUGGACCUCAGUAAGGUACUUCUCACCCUGGGAGACAGGUUUAGGCACCAGCUGUUCCAAGAAGAUCUGGAAGUCUGCCGUCGUUUUAAACGGUAUCGUUCCUUAG
Haemonchus placei is the source of this 1269-nucleotide messenger RNA. NCBI's taxonomy places the organism in Eukaryota, Metazoa, Nematoda, Chromadorea, Rhabditida, Trichostrongylidae. The record is from the annotation of a GenBank genome assembly.